CACAUCCUCGCACAGACUUGCAAUCACCUAUUCAUUCCAUUAUUGCUACACUACCUACUCCACUUGUCACCAUUACCCUCUUCCAGUGCGACAACCGCCAGCGAUGGAGCUCCAUCUCUGCACAACCACCCCCUUCUCACAUCAAAAACACACAUUGACCCAUAGAGAUCCACCUUACACCAAGCCACUCCAUCUCCCAAAUCCACCUCAACACUCCUCCCUCCACUAUUUCGAAGAAACUCUGACAAACACAAACAGAUCCUAUUGUGCCUACAAUUAUGCUAUGGUGACCGAAUUAGGUGACAAAAAGGAUGAAUUGCUGAGGUGGAAAUGGGCCAAUGGUUAAUGAAUUAAGAAAACCGAAAAAAAGAGAAAGAAAUAACGAAGAAAAAGGAACUUGGCCCAAAUAUGUUUCAAACCCUAUUUCGCAUAACCAUCGUUAUUCUUUCCCCCACAACACCACACCAAUUUUCUCAAUUCUUCCAACAUCGGCAAUGCUGUGUCGACUGCUGCACCAGAAGGACCCAACCUCGUCUUUGUUCGUCGCAUUACAAGCAAAAAUGGGUGCUUGCGGGGUUGUAGAAUUGAAGGUUACGAUGCCAGAAAAAAUCAGGGAGUAUGUUAUAGUUGUAGAGAAAAUGGGCAUUAUUUUGCGGUCUUUUCGGAGAAAUGUCGUUGACCAUGGUGAAAACAUGCAUUCGUCAAGUGUUUUGAGGUGGAGAGAGACUAAGAACAAAGGUAGAUUAUUCAAUACUUGUACUGCAAGAUGUGGAUAUUGGGAGUGGUUCGAAGGUGGUGAAAUAAGUGCAAUUAGUGGGACUUUGAAGAAUCAUGUGACGAACGAAGGAGCUGAAGAACUAUUUGCCACGUUUCAAUCUCGAUGUCAAUUAUCUGAUCAAUAGGAUGUUAAGAUUUCUUUCAAAGUGACAAUACACAAAGGAAUAGCAAAUGUGGAUGGAGAUCAGAAAGGAAAGGGGCAUGAAUGAAUUGUAGUGGUUAAUUAUAAUGACCUUAUUUUACUUAUGCAUUUCAUGGAUUAGUAGUUUCAUUGGAAUGUAGUAGUUAAGCAAUUUCGCUUUGUAAUUGUAGUCUUCGUAUGAAAAUUUUAUUUCUAGUGUGUUUAUGGUAGUGUUUUUA
Messenger RNA from Olea europaea var. sylvestris, 1137 nucleotides. RefSeq lists its product as uncharacterized. The record is from RefSeq and is a predicted model, not a curated record. The transcript has 3 exons. Bases 339 to 902 code for a protein of 187 amino acids. Lineage: Eukaryota; Viridiplantae; Streptophyta; Magnoliopsida; Lamiales; Oleaceae.